Molecule: messenger RNA, 2593 nt
Organism: Cuculus canorus (common cuckoo)
Lineage: Eukaryota; Metazoa; Chordata; Aves; Cuculiformes; Cuculidae
Gene: TMEM70
Product: transmembrane protein 70
Exons: 3
Coding region: 17-1015 (332 amino acids)
Biological process (GO): mitochondrial proton-transporting ATP synthase complex assembly
Cellular component (GO): mitochondrial membrane
Source: RefSeq, a predicted model, not a curated record
CGGGAGCGAUAUUGAGAUGGGCUUGUCCGGGCGGCGGCACCUGCCUCGGAGCUGGCGAAGCCGGGACGCGGGUCUUAAUUGUGUGGGCGUACGCCUUCUAUCUCGCCGCCCCGGUGUUCUCCACGAACGCAACGAUAGCCGCAUCCUUGGGGAAGCGCCCGACAAACUCACGGCGCCGCGCCGCCGGACGGGGGCGCCAUGGAGGCGGCAGGAUCCUUUCCGAAGCGGAACCAAAGCGCGAGGCCGCGGGGGCUGCUGCUGGGUUGCACCACCCCACGCUGUUCGGGCCCCAGCGCUGGGGGGGGGGGCCGCCAUGCCGCUGCCGCUGCUGCUGCGCGCCGCCGCCUGCCGCCGCGCCGCUGCCUCCGCCUGGCUGCGGGGCGCCGCCCACCACGGGGGCACGGCCGUCUGCCGCCGCCGGGCAUCGCUGCCCGCCGCCGCGGGGCCACAGCAGGUUACAUCUUUUCAAGGAGUGGCUGUUCGCAGUCUCUGCACAUCCUCCCCUCAUGAUCACCCAGAACAUGGAAGAUUAGUUUAUAAAGGAAAUUUGGCAAAGGCAGUGUUAGGUGUGAGGUUUUUCUCUUACUCCACCAGCAUAUUCAACCUGUUCAUGAUGCCUUACAUCGUGCUCAAAACUGGUAUUGGAUUUGAAAGCCUGUUCAUACAAGCUGCCUUUUAUGGGUUGAUAGGGUUUUUUACAUUCGUAACACCGGUUACUUUGCAUAUCCUUACAAAAGGCUAUGUGAUUCGACUCUAUUACAAAGAUGAAAUGGACACAUAUACAGCCAUUACAUACAAUGCCAUCUUGGCAGAAAAAGCGACUGUUUUCCAUCAGAAAGAUGUAAAGAUUCCAGACAUCACCAAGAUGUUUACAACAUUUUAUGCUAAAACAAAAUCAAUGCUUGUUAAUCCUACGCUUUUCCCCAAUCCUCAGGAUUAUCACCAUCUCAUGGGCUAUGACAAAUCCUUUUAUUUUAACUUAGAGGAGGGAAAGGAAGUUGGUGAAAAGAAAUAAUUGGAAGAUAAUGAAUGUUACCAUCAUUGUUCCUGGUACAGUGCUGUGUAUGUGAAAGAAUGUAAAGUUCUAUUACACUUCCUUAGGUAGAGUUCCCCAAAGGCAUUUUGGAAUGUAUAAAACCUCCAUUUUUUUAAACUUAUAAACAAUGUGAUGUUUUCUUCAGAGUUAAUGACACAAAACACAGUAAAAAAAAGUUCUUUACUCUGUCUUGGGCUUGUUUAUUCUUGGCUUGUUUUUUAUUCUUGUCUAUCCAGGAGAACUGCAAAAUGCACGGGCUGUGUGGCAGUCUCACCAUCUCCAUUUUGAUGGGGCCAUUUAUACCCAAAAAGAUCAAUACUCGUUACCUGUCAAGUGUAUAUAUACUUUUAAGCCCUAAAGAUUAGUUGUACUUAAUCCAAAAAGAUUGAGCUUUUUUUGUCACUGCUGCUAGUGUUAUAAAGAGAGCAGAGAUGGUCUUCACUUGUUUUGUGAGAGCAUCAGUAACCAGUAGGAGUCUUUAGUGAGCAGAAAGGGAUUGUUGCUAGUUCCUGCUACAGCCUCCUAGAAGCCUGCAGGCCUUGAAGAAGGUAGAGAGAGUGACUGUGUUGCUAUAAUUUCUACCUACUCACAGCAACCAAAUGGUUUCUGAAGCAAGAGUCCCACUCUGAGCAAUCCUGUUCCCAGAGGUGGAGAACAAGAAGCAUCUCUCGUGUUGGCCAGUGGGAAGCACCUUAGCUUAAGAUGUGUUGUGUGACUAUCCCAUUGAAAAUGUGCUGUAUUUGACCCAAGUUAAAGAAGAUGUUAGCAGCUAGUGGUUAAAAUGGAUUCAUGACAGCAUUUUUGUGAGGUGGGGAAGCAAAAGGGAAUUUCCUGUAGAGUAUUGUUUAGGUCUUGUGACUUUAAAAAAACGUAGCUCUUGAUUUUCAGCACUGCAAAGAGCCACCUUUAGCUUAAGUAAAAAGAGGAUUAGAUCUUUUUAUGUGACUGGACUGGUUAGUUCUGCACUCCAAGUGUGCAGAAAUUGGAUUUAAAUGUUUUUAGCCCAAGGAGAGGUUUGUCACAUAAGCUGACAUAUACUUUUUUUUUUCAAAUCACAAAUGGCCUAAAAUAUUUUGAGGCUUAAAAACUGCUGAAUUAUAAAAAGAAAACAAAAUUCAAAUUAAUCCUUUUUAUCAGUAGUGCCCUUUGUAAUAAGUAAAUCUGAUGCUUAGUACUAAUUAAGUCAUCCUGAUACUGCAAAUAAAGAAAAAAUAAUUAUAUCUGCCUUUACAGGUGUUUCCAAAGUUCUAGCUGAAAAAAUGCAUUUAAAACUCUUAAGUGUCUUCCAAGACUUAUUUCAGUUUCCUGUCGUAGGAUGACGCUAUACUUCAUGUUAUAUCAUCAAAUCUUUCUAAAUGUUGUAUUUAUGACAGCUGAAACUGCUUUUGAUAUGUUUGCUAUGUAACUAAAAGGCAAAUCAUCCCAUCCAGAUAUUUUUAAGGCAGCAUUUUUGUGUUGGCACAGCUAUAAUUUUAAAAGCCUGAUCUAGUCCCAGUAAGUCAGUAUCGCAUCAUAGGUAACAAAUAACAGUAUAAAAUGCAUAAAUGAUAUUGAAGA